Molecule: messenger RNA, 3301 nt
Organism: Phalacrocorax carbo (great cormorant)
Lineage: Eukaryota; Metazoa; Chordata; Aves; Suliformes; Phalacrocoracidae
Source: RefSeq, a predicted model, not a curated record
UCCUCCUCCUCUUCCUCCUCCUCCUUCCGCCGGCAGCAUGGCGCGGGCCGCCGCGCUCGCCGCCUGCCUGGAAGCCGUGCUGGGCAGCCGCAGCAACGCCAACCGCGUCUUCGAGAUCCUCGAGCUGCUGGCGGGCCGGGAGGAAGAGGAGGAGGAGGUGGAGGAUGUCCUCUGCGCCGCCAGGACCUGCAGCCGGCUGUUCGGGGCGCUGCUGGAGCGGAGGGAGCUGUUCGUGGGCCCGCUGCCCGCCGAGGAGGUCCCUCUCGGCGGGAACUACAGCGCCGAGGACAAGUACAAGAUCUGGAUGAGGCACCGCUACAGGGACUGCGUGGGUUCCUUGGCAGAGCUGAUGGGGCACGGAGCCUUCCAGGUCAAGGAAUUGUCACUCUGCACCCUCAUGAAGUUUGUUGAGUUGGAGGCACAACAUCCAUUGAUCAAAGCAGAGUGGAAGGGGUGCUUAACUUUUCCUCGUGAACUUCUUAAGGUCGUUGUCGAUGGCUUACUUCCCUUAAAUGAGGACGCUUCACUCCUGAUCUCUCGCUUUCAAGAAUAUAUGGAGUACGACGAUAUUCGGUACUUUGUCACAAAGGCAGUCACGGAGAGUAUUGGACAAGUCAUGCAGAAGACAAAAGAGAGGCCACUGCCGUUUUACCAGCAGAACGUAUUUUCCCUCAUUUCGCCCAUUAACAUGCCGAACAAAGAGAGUGACAUGGUCAAAUUUAUGGUGAAGCAAGAUAACUGGGAGGAGUUGAAAGUGUCAAAGCUGCAGGCACACAAGCAGGCGUUUGAAAAGAUGUGGCUCAGUUUUUUGAAGCACAAGCUUCCCACUGGCCUUUACAAGAAAGUCCUUGUCAUUCUGCAUGACUCCAUCCUGCCGUACAUGAACGAGCCCACUCUCAUGAUAGACUUCUUGACAGUGGCCUAUGGCAUAGGUGGAGCAAUCAGUCUUCUAGCCUUAAAUGGAUUAUUUAUUCUGAUUCAUCAGCAUAAUCUGGAAUAUCCUGACUUUUACAAAAAGCUGUACAGUCUUUUAGACCCUUCUAUAUAUCACGUGAAGUACCGAGCCCGCUUUUUCCACUUGUUUGAUCUGUUUUUGUCUUCAUCUCACUUGCCGGCGUACCUGGUGGCAGCGUUUAUAAAGCGCCUCUCCCGGCUGGCCCUCACUGCUCCUCCCGAGGCUCUGCUCAUGGUCAUUCCCUUCAUCUGUAAUCUCUUUCGGAGGCACCCCGCGUGCAAAGUGCUAGUACACAGACCUAACGGGCCAGAAGACGUGUCAGAAGAUCCAUAUAUUAUGGAGGAGGAGGAGCCAUCUGAAAGCAGGGCUUUGGAGAGCUCUCUCUGGGAGAUUAAGUCUCUACAAAACCAUUAUCACCCAGAUGUGGCCCAGGCAGCUGCUGUCCUGAACCAGUCGCUCUCUGAAAUCGAGGAUGACAUAUCAGGGCUCCUGGAGCUCUCGGCUUAUGAGCUUUUCGAUAAAGAAGUAAAGAAAAAAGCUGUCGAUGUGCCCCUGGAGUUUGAGCAAGUACGAGGUUUGUUUGGGAAGAAAAAUGAUAUUUUUGCAGAGCACUUCACUUUAGAUUGAUGCGAUCUCUUAUAAACACAUCUGCACAACUGACUGAUGUUAGGGACAUGCACAAAGCUCACAUGUUGUGCCCAGCAACUCUGAAGUAUCUCCAUGUGAUGAGAGCUGGACUGCCUGGGAAGGGUGCAGCCUUCUUCAGUGACCUUUGCCACUACCCAUGGACGGACUUUCCUUCGUUGCUUCUUAUUGCUCACACUUGCAUGUUGCCGCCUGAUAUUUGGGAGGGAUUUUGCAUCGGGGCAAAUUUUACUGGACUUGUUCGUUGCUGGGAUUCCAGCCUUUUUCUCCGAAGCUGCUGGUGCUGGCUGUGGUCGGUGACUGCAUCGACAAACCAUCUUGCUGCCAUUCGAUGGGACUGAGGGGCAGUGCAGUCUCUUGAUUACUGCUCUUAUUUUUCAGAUGUGUUACUUUCAUACUAGAGCUGAUAACCUGUUUGUAGCAAGUGACUUCAGUACAUAGCUGUGAACACCUGAUGAUAUUCUAGUGUUUUUAUAUACACUUUUGAACUUGCAUCUUCAGAGGGAUGUUUAACUUCUAUAUACUUGUCUUAACAUUCAGUUUGAGGCAUUGAAAGCUCAGGUUUGUCAAAAACAACUCUUGGAAGAUGCUCAGUGAUUCUGUCUAUGAAGUGUGCUGAUGUUCCUUCAUGUACAUCCAUCCCAUGCUGUAAGGUUGCUUUGGGAAUGAGGAUAAUCCUGGUGACGGCUGUAGCUAGGGAGGCCAACUGAUGUGCGGUGGGAGGUGUGUCUAAUCCUUGAUUUUUUUGCUUCAGAAUGAUAAGCAGCUUAAUGUAGCUUUGCUUGCAGCCUGCAAGUGUCGUAGGAGCUCUGGCCAGUGUGUAUCCAGGUGCUAAUCAAAAUUUAACCAGUCCACUGAUACCAGGUGUUUUUAAUUUGGUUUGUUGAUAUAGUUCCAAAAGUCAUACAGAAAUUCCUUCUGGCAGGGUUUUUCUGCACCCCCAAGGUUUUAAGUUUGAGAUUAACUCCUUAUUAAGAACACAGAGAAAACUCACUUAGGACUUUGCUUUCAUAAUAAUUUUCAACAACUUAUAUCUCAUUAGACUUUAACUCUGCUUGUGUAUUUUGAAAUCAUAUUUUGUGGAGGAGGAAAAUACAGUCAAGAAAGCGGAGACCAACAAAUCUGAUUCCUGGCAGACAAGUCUGAGUUAAGGAAAACUUCAGCUGUCCUGGAGACACAAAGUGCUACAUUUUCUUUAUCCAGUUGUCUUCACGCUUUCCAAGCGAUGGACAUGUGUGCAGAGUAUAGAGCUCUACCUCUUUUUUUUUUUCCUGAUGCUUUUGAAUGCAGGUGGGGUGUUUUUCAGGAUCCUUUUUUUUUUUCUUUUAAAAGAAGUCUCCCUCUCUGUUGUUCUCUGGUGAAAGAGCAAUCCUCUCUCCGCCCUGGCUGGCCUGCUUUUCUUUUUUCUUUGACUUCUGAUAUCCGUGGUAGGAAGGCAGAAUGGCUGAGAUGAUAACUUACAACUUGAGAGAACUCAAAGAGUUCAGGUUCACCCAAGCCUUGUAUUUCAGCUCUAAAAUAUAUUUCCCUAUAUCAUAUGUGCAUUGUACAUAUGUGUUUGGUCAACUUUUUGAAGUGCUCUGAUGCUGGGGUAAUGAGGACCAUAUAGCUACCUUCUAAAGAAGUAUUAAGUGUGCCAUCUUUCGGGUGAAAUGAAUGAAUAUAUUGAAUAUUGAAAUGAAUGGAUGCAUAUAUAUUGAA